GUCUGACUCGCAGGGCGUUGUGGGUAGGCAGGGCUUCUUUUCAGCCUGUCUAGAGGCCGGUUAAGUGCGUGCUGUUCUUCUCGUUGCCGAGUCACCGGAUACCGUACACAUGGCGCUGCACGUACCAAAGGCCCCGGGCUUCGCCCAAAUGCUAAAAGACGGAGCUAAGCAUUAUUCUGGGUUAGAAGAAGCUGUUUUUCGCAACAUCCAAGCUUGCAAAGAACUUGCUCAAACCACCCGCACUGCAUACGGCCCUUAUGGAAUGAACAAAAUGGUUAUCAAUCAUUUGGAAAAGCUUUUUGUGACAAAUGAUGCCGCAACCAUCAUCAGAGAAUUGGAAGUUCAACAUCCAGCAGCCAGAAUGAUCGUCAUGGCCUCACACAUGCAAGAGCAGGAGGUUGGCGACGGCACGAACUUCGUCCUGGUCUUUGCUGGAGCUCUCCUUGAACUGGCAGAGGAGCUGCUGCGGAUGGGUCUUUCUGUAUCAGAGGUGAUUCAAGGAUAUGAAAAGGCUUGUAAGAAGGCUUUGGAGAUCCUUCCUGACCUGGUUUGCAGCUCUGCAAAGAACUUGCGGGACGUUGAAGAAGUUGCUGCCCUCCUCCAGACUCCCAUUAUGAGCAAACAAUAUGGAAACGAAGCUUUCCUCUCAAAACUCAUCGCUCAGGCGUGUGUUUCUAUCCUUCCCGAAUCCGGACAUUUCAAUGUUGACAACAUCAGAGUUUGCAAGAUUUUGGGUUCUGGCAUCUCCGCAUCAUCUGUCUUACAUGGAAUGGUUUUCAAGAAAGAAACUGAAGGGGAUGUCACAUCUGUUAAGGAUGCCAAAAUCGCCGUGUACUCUUGUGCUUUUGAUGGCAUGAUCACCGAAACAAAGGGUACUGUGCUGAUAAACAGUGCACAAGAACUAAUGAACUUCAGCAAAGGUGAAGAAAACCUAAUGGAAGAUCAGGUGAAGGCAAUGGCAGACGCUGGAGCCAAUAUUAUCGUUACAGGCGGCAAAGUGGCAGACAUGGCUCUUCAUUACGCCAACAAAUACAAUCUCAUGGUGGUGCGGUUAAACUCUAAGUGGGAUCUGAGGAGACUUUGCAAGACCGUGGGUUCCACAGCUCUUCCAAGACUGACGCCUCCUACACCAGAAGAAAUGGGUCACUGUAAUAGUGUUUACUUGACUGAAGUCGGAGACACACAGGUUGUUGUGUUUAAGCACGAAAAGGAAGAUGGAGCCAUUGCCACUAUUGUUAUUCGCGGCUCCACAGACAACCUCAUGGAUGAUGUGGAGAGGGCUGUGGACGAUGCAGUGAAUAACUUUAAAGUUCUGACACGGGAUAAGCGCCUUGUGCCAGGUGGUGGAGCGACUGAAAUUGAAUUGGCCAAGCAGAUUACAUCUUAUGGAGAGUCAUGCCCAGGGCUUGAUCAGUAUGCCAUCAAGAAGUUUGGGGAGGCGUUCGAAUUUCUUCCAAGAGCAUUAGCUGAGAAUUCUGGAGUAAAAGCUAAUGAAGUCAUCUCCAAGCUCUACGCAGCGCAUCACGAAGGCAAUAAGAAUAUGGGAUUUGACAUAGAGGCUGAGACCGCGGCAGUGAAAGAUAUGCUGGAAAAUAACAUAUUUGACACGUACCUUGGAAAACAUUGGGGAAUCAAGAUGGCAACCAAUGCUGCCGUCACUGUACUUCGGGUAGAUCAGAUAAUCAUGGCAAAACCGGCAGGUGGCCCUAAAGCUCCCACAGGAAAGAAGGACUGGGAUGAUGACCAAAAUGACUGAACAUCCAAUUGUUUGCCUGCGCUAUUUCAAUUAAGGACUGUCGUAUCCGUGUAUGUCGCAUACAGCAUGUGUGGCUCUUUGAGAUUGGUUCCUAUUCUCCUUAAAUUAAUAAAUAACUCCUUUACAA
This is a messenger RNA of Spea bombifrons (plains spadefoot toad), 1883 nucleotides long. It is a transcript of the gene CCT8, whose product is annotated as chaperonin containing TCP1 subunit 8. Gene Ontology annotation, molecular function: ATP-dependent protein folding chaperone; ATP hydrolysis activity; ATP binding. Gene Ontology annotation, cellular component: chaperonin-containing T-complex. NCBI's taxonomy places the organism in Eukaryota, Metazoa, Chordata, Amphibia, Anura, Pelobatidae. Bases 110 to 1756 code for a protein of 548 amino acids. The record is from RefSeq and is a predicted model, not a curated record. Gene Ontology annotation, biological process: protein folding. The transcript is spliced from 15 exons.